CAAUGCUGCUGAGGCAUAAGAAAAAGCCUUCACAGUUCAGGGAAUGCUGCCUUAACUUGCACAGGCUGAGAGAUUAAAAAAAAAAAAAAAUUUACAAGCAUCUGGAGCUGUGUGAGACAGGGCUGAUGAAGGAAGAAAGGCUAGUGUUGGUGAAAGUAUCUCUGAGACUGGGAAGGAAGGGGGGGGGGGUCAAAAGGUUAGAAUAACUGUUUGACUUGAGAGACUCUGGAAAGGCAUAAAUAGCAGAGUCUAACUGUCCUCUCCUGCAGUACUUGUGUUCUGCCAGCCCAGCCACAGGUGCUCCCAUCUCCUGCCUGCUUCUCUGUAACAAGGUCAUUAAUCUGGUUAAUCAUGGAAAAGCUGAUGUCUGUUUGUAAACCAAGUCAAGUAUCCUGGCUUGCCCUCCUCGCAGUGCUGGGCUGUGCUAGUGCCCUGCCUGUAGAUGUGGAUCCUGUCUGCACAGCGGGAGGCCAUGCAAAGUACAGACUUGCCUUCACAGGGAAGUGGAGUCAGACUGCCUUUCCAAAGCAAUACCCUCUCUUUAGACCCCCGGCACAGUGGUCACCAAUCAUAGCUGUAACUCAUAGUUCUGACUACCACAUAUGGCAAAGAAAUGAAUAUGCCAGUACCGGAGUGAGAGAGUUUACUGAGAAAGGAGAAGCCUGGACGUUAAUGAAGGAGGUGGAGUCAGCCGGGGAGAAGAUUCAGAGUGUUUAUGGGAUUUUCUCUGCCCCAGCGAUCACCAGUGGGACUGGCCAGAAUUCAGCCGAUUUUGAGGUCUUUGCAAGGCACUCCUUACUCUCUUUCAUUGUACGGAUCGUGCCCAGCCCGGAUUGGUUUGUAGGUGUGGACAGUCUGAACCUGUGUGAGGGGGAUCAGUGGAAAGAGCAGCUGUCCCUGGACCUUUACCCAUGGGACGCAGGCACAGACAGUGGCUUCACCUUUUCAUCUCCAAACUUCGCAACCAUACCACAGGACACUGUUACUGAGAUAACCUCUUCAUUUCCAAGCCACCCAGCAAACUCCUUCUAUUAUCCCCGACUGAAGCAUUUGCCUCCCAUCGCGAGAGUCACAGUCACGAAGCUGAAGGGAAACCAUAUCAUGAGCCUGCCUAAAGACCUGUCCCAAUCCAAUCUCAUCCCUAUAGGCAAUGAAAUAGAGUCACUGACAAAUACACCUCUUGACUGUGAAGUUUCCACGUGGUCCCCCUGGGGGUUGUGCAAAGGAAAGUGUGGCCAGACAGGCACCAAGCACAGAACGCGCUACAUCAGUCUGCAACCCGCCAACGACGGUGUGGCCUGUCCAAACCUCGAGGACGAGAAGGAGUGUGAACCUGACAACUGCGUCUGAAGAUGGACGUCACUGGACCCUCACAAACCAAGGGAUAUGUAUCCUUUAAGCUGCUGUACACCUUAUAUCCUGUGUGUGGGUAUAUUACCAUUCAAGAAAAAAAAAAAACUUUGAGAUACACAAAGGUGCUCUUUAGUGCAGUUUAACUUAUUUUUAUUUCUUUACUUAUUGUGAUAGAUUUUAAUUAUAUUGCACAUGUUAGAUUCUGUAUUUGGUAAAGCUUUUAAGUAACUAAAGGACUUGAUUGGAGGAACCUAUCCCACAUGGAAAUGCCACAUAUAUCAUUUAAUAGUACAAGGAAACCAACUGCAUUGCAUCAACCACCUUUUAAGGGGUAAUCCCUGGCUUAUCCUGGCAAAGUAUACGUUUACCAAAUGUGCUCCAGUGUCAAGUGUACAAAUGUUUUGGCUGUACCUUCUUCAAUGUUAUGGAUAGAUAUUACUGAAAAUAACAUGCGAUACAAAAUGUAGAAUAUCUCUCUUUUGGCCAAAAUUAAUAAUGCAGGGAUUUACAAUACCAUUUCUAAAAUUAUGCAGAAACCCACAAACCAUUACAAUAACAUAGAACUACUAACACUACUUCUUGUAUCCCAAUGUCUGCUUUUGAAUUCUACUUUAUUGCUAGAUGUGUUAACUAAAAUACUUCCGAAAACAUGUCCAUUGUUUUCAGAUCGUGCACUCACAGUAUGUUUCUUCCAGUUCACAUACUUAGUACAACUAUUCUUUAUUAAUCGUAUAUCAAUUUAAUAAAAAGACGUUUGCUUUCCAAAAUGUAUGUGGCUGAUUAUACAAAUAUAGUAACUGUAUUAUGCAACAUUUGUCUAACAUAACGGGACACAUUUGCUUUUAUUCAAAUUUAAAACUUACAGAAUCAUCCAUGCACAUGUAGGUGGGGAGAUGAUGAGGGGAAGUGUAUGGUAAAUCGUGAGACACAGGUGCAUGACAGAAGGACUACCAAUACUGCUGUAAUAUGAAUCUAUGUCCUAGCAUAACUUUCUGUUGUAUGAAAUUGCAGAUGUUCAAUGGCAUAGUACAGUCUUUGUACAAGGGAGGAAAGGGUGAUGGGCCGGCAUUAGCAUUCAUAGUAACAUGGAUAGGGGGGGAUGGGAGCACUUUAAGAACAGGACACCCAUGCGACAGAUGUAUGACACAAUGAUAUUGUCACCUGCAAAAACGGAAGUGUAUGAGGUACACUGUUAUGAAACUGUGUUUACAUGGGCGAGUGGAAUGUGCUGUGUCAUGUCAGUUUGAGAGGGCAGCACCAACAACACGGAUCAGCCAAGAGUUUUUCAGUGUCAUACUGGAUGAGCAACAGAAUACAGUUUGAUGGGAGGGAUGGCCUCACCAUCACAGUUGGGCUGUAUAUGUUGUGCUGUAAUACCAGUAUGUUCUGUAUUCUCCAGUGUUUUAGGACUAUGUUGGCAGAUAGCACACACAUGCGUUCUGUAAAUAUCCAUCCUUAUGCAGUGCGUCUUCCCUGACAACCUCGGCAGUCUCCCAGUAGGUCUCUAGGGAGCACUUAGAGGUCAUACACCCAGUGGACCAUGAUGAUGGAUGUCUCUUGUGUUAUCUGCAGAGAGCUGUAUGUUGUUCGUCUUAACUGAUGAUGGCUGUCUGAUUGCUUGUGUUGCCUUGCCCCUUCUACUGCUUGUAAGGAGGUGGGAGGGAAUGCAGUUAGGGUUAAAAACCUUAACAUCACAUUUCCCUACUUUUGUCGUUUUAAUAUCAACCCUAACUGAUGCAUUAACAAAGUUUUUAUACACACACACACACACACACACACACAAAUACAGCGCUAUUCUUAGAUAUCUCCAAAAAUAAAUUAAACCAUGCCCUAUAAAGUUAACCUGUCCAGUAGAGCAUGUUUUGUUAAUUUCAGACUUCAGUUAAUAAUACAUAUUAAUACAAGGUACACCUGUAAAGUUCCCAUUUCUAUACCAGCCUUUCUGACAUUUGCAGGUUGUAAAAACACUACCAUACAGGAUCAGUAGUCGUGAGACUACCAUACAGGAUCAGUAAUCGUGAGACUACAAUACAGGAUCAGUAACUGUGAGACUACCAUACAGGAUUAGUAAUCGUGAGAGUACCAUACAUGACUUCCAUAUAGUAUUUUGUACUGCAAACAUCUAAAGAUGGCACAAACAUCUGUAGUUACCACAUGUAUAAUUUUGUAUGCAUGAUAAGUUAUGAUUUUAGCUACAAAAACACUUCAUGCUGAAUGAUUAGCAGAGUUUACAGCACUGUCACAUAAUGUAAGGAAUCAUGUUGUAGGAAUGCCAGUAUCUGUUUGAAUUUGUAGAAAGAGCAUUUUGAUACAACUGGUAUUUAGAAAUUCUAAAAUAAACGUAAUACAUUGAAAAGACUUUUGUCAUUUAACUUAAGUUUAUUUUUGUCUUUCUAAAUUCAGCACUAUUGAGUGUUUUAUAGUUAUGGUGAUCAGUAACAGGCUUCUUUUUUAUUUUUAUUUUUUACAAAAAUGAUUUUACUAAAAAUAAUAAUCAGAAUUUUGAGUUAGGUAACAACUAACAAGAACAGCUUUGUUUUAUAGUUAGUGAAAGAUGUAUCCAUGUUUUUCUUUUAAAAUGCAUUCAGCUUUAUUAGCAGCUUGAUUCUCUGCAAUGAUAAUGCAAGUUGAUUAGAAUGUUAGUGUAUAAAAUAUUUGUAAAUAGAAUGUACAUUUUAUGUUCUGAACACAUUGUAUUUCAAAACUUCUCUUUAAUUGUAUUGUAUUGUGUGCAAAACAUAUUGUAAAGAAGCUUUCAUUUUCAAGCAUUUUAUACAUAGCUGUGAGAGAAGUAACUGCUACAUUGAGAGGUAUUUUCCUUCUUUUGUUAACAAAGUCAAAACAGUGUGACAUUUACACUCUGACAGGGCUGAUGACAUAUUUACACUCUGAAAGGGCUGAAAGCCUACAUUCCCCUUCCUUCUAUCUUGAACAUUUUUCAAAGACAUUCAUGUUUAGUUUUUACAACCUAGCAAGAAUAUAUUCAAAUAAAUAAAUAUGAUUGUGUA
This is a messenger RNA of Acipenser ruthenus (sterlet), 4361 nucleotides long. Its product is annotated as spondin-2-like. Gene Ontology annotation, biological process: cell adhesion. The transcript has 6 exons. The coding region runs from base 352 to 1350 and encodes 332 amino acids. NCBI's taxonomy places the organism in Eukaryota, Metazoa, Chordata, Actinopteri, Acipenseriformes, Acipenseridae. Gene Ontology annotation, cellular component: extracellular matrix. The record is from RefSeq and is a predicted model, not a curated record.